CGGCACCCUUUUCUGCGAUAAAAAAAAACCCGCGACUCUGGUCAGAGAGAGGGAGGGAGAGAGCGAGCUAGAACCGGCAGGAAGACAAGACAGAGGGAGCGGAGCCGCCGGUAACGUAGGCGGCGGGGGCCAUGGCGGGCCGUGUGGCGGGGCGAGGCGGGAGGCCGCUGCUGGGCGGAAGCGGCGGGGGCGGGAAGCGCGGCGGGAGGCCGUCGAUGGCGGUCGUGGCGGCGCUGCUGCUGGCGUGCGCGGCGCUGCUCCUGCUCCUGGCGCUCGGCGCGCUAUCGCUGCCCGGGGCCUCCGACGGCUCCGGGGGCCGCGGCGUGGGGCUCGCGCGCCCGCGCCCGCGCUCGCACUUCCGCAGAUCCACCUUCGACUCGGGGCUAGAGAUGCGUGGGGAGAAGGGGGAGCCGUGGACGGAGGUGCUGUCGUGGGAGCCCCGCGCGUUCGUGUACCACAACUUCCUCUCCAAGGAAGAAUGUGACCAUUUGAUUUCACUGGCAAAGCCUCAUAUGAAGAAGUCAACAGUAGUUGAUUCAGCAACUGGAGCGAGCAAGGAUAGCAGAGUGCGGACAAGUUCAGGAAUGUUUCUUAGAAGAGGGCAGGAUAAAAUUAUUCAGACAAUUGAGAAAAGGAUAGCAGAUUUCACCUUCAUACCUGUAGAGCAUGGUGAGGGUCUUCAAGUCCUCCACUAUGAAGUUGGGCAGAAGUACGAGCCUCACUUUGAUUACUUCCAUGAUGAUUACAACACCAAGAAUGGAGGCCAGCGUAUAGCCACUCUUCUUAUGUAUCUUUCGGAUGUUGAAGAUGGUGGCGAGACUGUGUUCCCUUCAUCGACAACAAACAGCAGCUCUUCACCAUUUUAUAAUGAGCUGUCUGAAUGUGCAAAGGGCGGUCUAUCUGUUAAACCAAAGAUGGGAGAUGCGCUUCUGUUCUGGAGCAUGAAGCCUGAUGGAUCCAUGGAUUCCACAAGCCUGCAUGGUGGGUGCCCAGUGAUAAAAGGCAACAAAUGGUCAUCGACAAAGUGGAUGCGCGUUCAUGAGUACAAAGCUUAGAUACAAGAAGACACAGACCUGAGGUCAUGCACCGGUUCAAAUUCGUGGACAUUUUGGCACAUGUCGAGGGUUUCGAUUUUCCAUAGAGGAUUAAUUUACACUUCUUCUUUUCUAGCUGUUACGGCAAUGUCUUAGGCUCCGUGUUGUACAUUAACAUGUUAUUAGGCUGAUGAACAUAAACCUGAUGAUUCAGAGAUGGACGUCUUCGGUGUAUACUGCCAUUGCCCCCUGUUCAAAUCAAGAUAGGAUGUCUUAUUGAUGUUGAUGAAAAGAUUUCUUUGUGUGUA
This is a messenger RNA of Sorghum bicolor (sorghum), 1342 nucleotides long. RefSeq names its product probable prolyl 4-hydroxylase 3. Lineage: Eukaryota; Viridiplantae; Streptophyta; Magnoliopsida; Poales; Poaceae. Gene Ontology annotation, molecular function: procollagen-proline 4-dioxygenase activity; iron ion binding; L-ascorbic acid binding. Gene Ontology annotation, biological process: peptidyl-proline hydroxylation to 4-hydroxy-L-proline. The record is from RefSeq and is a predicted model, not a curated record. The transcript has 8 exons. The coding region runs from base 132 to 1055 and encodes 307 amino acids. Gene Ontology annotation, cellular component: endoplasmic reticulum.